Schistosoma turkestanicum is the source of this 980-nucleotide messenger RNA. The record is from the annotation of a GenBank genome assembly. NCBI's taxonomy places the organism in Eukaryota, Metazoa, Platyhelminthes, Trematoda, Strigeidida, Schistosomatidae.
GUUAAAAAUGAAAGCCUAUCGAAUUUUUUUGUAAGAUCAAAAAUUUUUCACUCUUCUGACACUAUGACGAACAAUUGCAAUAUAAAUUCACUUGUAAACACUGGAACUACUACAGUACGUUGGUCACAUCUGUUGAUAUCAAUAGGGUGACCAUAUCUAUUUAUUAUUAUAUAGACUGGAAGCAAACAGUCUGAUACAAAUAUACACACAAUAUAUAUCUACUUAGUUUUAUUGAAAGAAAUUCUUAACUGAUGGGGCAUACUGAUACAUUCGAAGGAAGAUUGGAACGGAGACAGCGUUUACUUGCUGAUAAAAUUCGACUAACUUCCUGUCCUUUGAUUCGAGCAUGUUUGGCGGAAUUUUGUGGCACUGCAAUUUUAAUGAUAUUUGGUUCUGGUGUAUUGGCCCAAACAAUGUUGGGUGAUCAUAAGAACAAAGCUCAUGGUGGAUUCUUGUCAGUUAGUUUGGGCUGGGGAUUCGCAGUCUAUAUGGGUGUUAUUUUCUCCGGUUGCGGUGGUUCUGGACAUGUUAACCCAGCUAUUACUUUAGCAUUUUCAAUAAUUGGAAAAUUCCCGCUUAGACGUGUUCCAUUUUAUACAAUUAGCCAAAUUUUGGGAGCUUUUGUAGGCUCCCUUGUUAUAUAUGGCGUUUAUUGUGAGAAGAUAUAUGAAUAUGCUGACCUGCAUGAUAAUGGAAGUUUCCUAGUGAAGUCAACAGGUGGUAUAUUUGUCACGAAUCCUUCAGCAUCUCAUAUAACAUGUUUCCUUGAUCAAGUUCUCGGCACAGCAUUGUUGGCAGCAGGAGCGUUAGCUAUUAGUGAUAAGAAUGGAUGGAAACUUCCAAACUACCUACAUCCACUACAUUUCGCAUUUCUAGUUUAUGCCCUUGUUGGCUGUUUCGCAUUGAAUGCUGGAGCUGCUUUAAAUCCAGCUCGUGAUUUGGGACCUCGACUAAUGAUAAUGAUGUUCGGUAAGUUUUGA